Molecule: messenger RNA, 1461 nt
Organism: Xylaria bambusicola
Lineage: Eukaryota; Fungi; Ascomycota; Sordariomycetes; Xylariales; Xylariaceae
Product: cop9 subunit
Exons: 3
Coding region: 1-1461 (486 amino acids)
Biological process (GO): ubiquitin-dependent protein catabolic process
Cellular component (GO): COP9 signalosome
Source: RefSeq, a predicted model, not a curated record
AUGGAUCAGUGUGCCGACGUUCUGUUGGCCUUUUCGCCGCCCAGCGACCUGACCGACAACGAGGCCUACCACAAGGCUGCCCUGAUCCACACCCAGCGAUUGUCCAAGCUCCUCAAAGAGCGUUCCAAAGAACUUGUGACCUUCAGCAAAGAGCUCCUCAACGUCGUCGACCCCAGUUACAACUCGCUAUCCUACCUAGCCAUACUACAUGCCGUUCUGAUUCCGAGUCCAGCGGCCAAAGUCGAACAGGAAUUCGUAUUAGACAAACUCGUCACAUUUAUGAUGCUUUUUGAUGGACGGCAGUGUCGGUAUGGAGGAUUAAAUCUACUGGAUAUAAUGGAAGCCGUGGGAAGUGGCCGGCUGUUGCCACCCUCCGUAGCAGUCAAAUGCCUUGCUUCUGCUAUCUUAAGGCUCGAUCCAUCCGGCGCUAUGCUUACCUCCUCACAUCUCAUUCUGGCGAGACUUGCAUACGACACAGAUAAUAUUCAGCCUGCCUUACCUGUUAUCGAUAAGCCCAUCGUCUAUUACCCUGGCGCGCCAGACAACAAUAAUACUCAGUAUCUAUGUGAUCUAGAACUACCUCCCCCCUCGUACAUCUCAAAAUCUACGGGUCUUACAUCACAACUCAAGACCUCAUUGGUGCUGGAAUAUGAUUUGAUCCGUGGUAUGAUGUACUGUGAAAGAAGAGAUUGGCGGAAGGCACGAGAUGCGUUUGAGGGGAAUGUCACAUAUCCAGCUAGAGAUGGAGGCUGUAGUAAGAUUAUGGUGGACUCGUUCAAGAAAUGGAUUCUCGUGAACUUACUUGCGAACGGAAGACACGGUAACACGCCAUCUCGUACAAAUGCCUCAACAUCCAAGAUUUUCGGACUAUUAGGUAGACCAUAUGUGUCACUCGCAACGGCUUUUACAACCGACGACGUCGAGCAGUUGAGGCUCGAAGCACAACAGAAUGCACAAGUAUGGAUGGAAGAUGGAAACGCGGGAUUAGUGGAGGAGGUCAUGGCGUCAUAUCAAAAGUGGCGCGUUCUCUCACUGCAGGACAUAUACACCAAGAUAUCGAUUGCUGAAAUUCGCCAGAUGACUAAGAGUGCUGAGACAGGCUUUGCUCUAAGCAAGGACGAAGACGUCGAGGCGCUUAUUCAGAAUAUGAUCAUAGCAGCAAUGCUCAACGGCGUCAUCGAGAAGAAUGAUGAUGGAACAAAAUUCCUGCAAUUUCUAUCCCCUACAGCACACUCAGAAGCUGAUGUUGCACGUGAGAUGAAAAACGCAGCAGCUAUAGUCCAUCAUCUAAGACGGGUCUCUGCCUCCACAGAUCACCGUCUCGGACACUCCAAGGAGUUUAUCAAGUUUCUCAUGAAAGAAGCAAAGCGCGAGAAGUCCGGUGAGACCCAGGAUCCGACCCUUGGAUUUGAAACUCUACUCGAGGAUGAGGACUUGAUGGGUGAUUCCAUGAAUGUCUAG